Molecule: messenger RNA, 3604 nt
Organism: Ochotona princeps (American pika)
Lineage: Eukaryota; Metazoa; Chordata; Mammalia; Lagomorpha; Ochotonidae
Gene: FOXRED2
Product: FAD dependent oxidoreductase domain containing 2
Exons: 8
Coding region: 517-2550 (677 amino acids)
Molecular function (GO): flavin adenine dinucleotide binding; monooxygenase activity
Source: RefSeq, a predicted model, not a curated record
GACGCCGACCCCGACCCCCGGAGCGCACGCGCCAGGGCGGCAGGUGUGCCAGGACAUCCAUCGCGUGGCAGAGGAGGCUGGAACGCGCGGCACCUGUCAGGAGGCGGGGCCCGUGCAGACCACGCCUCGGGCGAGAGACUCGGGGCCAGAGCAAACUGCACCUUAGCGGGAGAGCUGCGGGGUGCCCCUCAAAUUGGGGUGAAGUUGGGUCGCGAGCUGUCCUUCCCCCAUGGUGGUGGUUACCGUGGUUACAAGGAGGGGACUCUCUGCCCUGGGAAGGGAUGCCCUGGAGGAGAUGACAUGCAGGGAUCGAGGACUCGCGCGGGAAACCCCGCAUUCCAGCGGGACAAAUGAGCUCCAAGGUCUCCGAGUACAAGUGCUGGCUCUGCCCUAAAUUGCGGUGAGAGCUCAGGCGAGCCGCUGCUUCUUGCGGGACCCCAGUCCUCUGGAAGAAGCUACUGCGCCCGGCUGUGCAGGCCGUCGGCAGUGCGAGGCCUGAGCUCCCCAGCCUGCAGGAUGUGGGGCACCCCGGGGCUGCUGCUGGCCAUCGCGCUGCACCCAGCACUCGCCCUGGCGCCCCCCGCUCGGGACUACUGUGUGCUGGGCGCUGGGCCCGCGGGCCUGCAGAUGGCUUACUUCCUGCACCGGGCAGGGAGGGACUACACGGUGUUGGAACGCGCCCCGGGCCCGGGUAGCUUCUUCACACGCUACCCGCGGCACCGCAAGCUCAUCAGCAUCAACAAGCGGUACACGGGCAAGGCCAACGCCGAGUUCAAUCUCCGCCACGACUGGAACUCGCUGCUCAGCCACGACUCCCGGCUGCUCUUCCGGCACUACUCCACCGCCUACUUUCCCGACGCCGACGACAUGUUGCGCUACCUGGGCGACUUUGCUAGCCGCCUGAGGCUCCACGUGCAGUACAACACCACUAUUGUGCACGUCACCCUGGACAAGGACCCACGCGCCUGGAAUGGCCACUACUUCGUCCUGACCGACCACAAGCGCCAGACAUACCGGUGCAGAGUUCUAUUCGUGGCCACCGGCUUGUCGGUCCCCAACCAGGUGGACUUCCCCGGCUCAGAACACCUGGAGGGCUACGAGUCGGUUUCGGUGGACCCCGAGGACUUCGCCGGGCAGAAUGUGCUGAUCCUGGGCCGUGGGAAUGCAGCCUUCGAGACAGCUGAGAACAUCCUGGGGGUCACGAACUUCAUCCACAUGCUCAGCCGCUCUCGUGUGCGCCUCUCCUGGGCCACCCACUACGUCGGGGACCUCAGGGCCAUCAACAAUGGCCUGCUGGACACCUACCAACUGAAGUCCCUGGACGGGCUGCUGGAGUCGGACCUCACGGACCUGGCCAUCCUGAAGGACCACAACGGCAAGUUCCGCGUGACCCUGAGGUUCUUUGUGGAGGAAGCUGAUGCCAACGAGACUGCCGACUCCAUCACCCUCCCCCAGGAUGACAACGACAACUUCGCCAUGCGCGUUGCCUAUGACCGAGUCAUCCGAUGCCUGGGCUGGAACUUUGACUUCUCCAUUUUCAAUAAGUCCCUGAGAUUGUCCUCCGGGGGUGAGUUCAGCAAGAAGUACCCCCUGAUCAGAGCCAGCUAUGAGGCCAAAGGCAGCCGCGGGCUCUUCGUCCUGGGCACCGCCAGCCACUCUGUAGAUUACCGGAAGUCAGCCGGGGGCUUCAUCCAUGGGUUCCGGUACACAGCACGUGCUGUGCACCGACUCCUGGAGAAGCGCCACCACGGCGUGGCCUGGCCCGCCACCCAGCUCCCCAUCACACAGCUGACUAGCUCCCUGCUCCGGCGCAUGAAUGAGGCAUCUGGCCUGUACCAGAUGUUUGGGGUGCUGGCCGACGUCAUCCUGCUGACAGAGAAUGCCACAGCCUUCGAAUACCUGGAGGAGAUACCUGUGCAGAUGUUGGCGCAGCUGGAGAGCCUGACGGGCAGGCAGGCAAAGCAUGGGCUGUUCGUCAUCACCAUGGAGUACGGCAGGAACUUCUCCGGCCCCGAGAAGGAUGUCUUCUUCUACGACCGCUCCGUGGGCCACACGGAGGACGCCUGGCAGUCCAACUUCCUCCACCCCGUGGUCUACUACUACAGGCAUCUUCCCACUGAGCAAGAGGUGAGGUUCCGCCCUGCACAGUGGCCCCUGCCACGGCCCACAGCCAUCCACCACAUCGUGGAGGACUUCCUGACUGACUGGACAGCCCCCGUUGGCCAUGUCCUGCCCUUGAGGCGCUUCCUGGAGAACUGUUUGGACACGGAUCUCCGAAGUUUCUAUGCAGAGUCAUGUUUCCUGUUUGCCCUCACGCGCCAGAAGUUGCCGCCCUUUUGCCAGCAGGGGUACAUGAGAAAGCAGGGGCUCAUGGUCACUGAGAGCCUCCGGCGGAACGGAGUGGAGAGCGGGCUGCUGCGGGACUAUGCCACUUCCAGCCAGCACCUGAAGGACCGUGGUCAGCAGCCUGCCAACCCCGGGCCAGUAGGUCAUCCCUUGACCACAGGGACGCUGGUCCAAUCCCUUCACAGCAACAAGGAGGAGCUCUGACUGGCCCUUCCCUGGCCUUGGGCUCUGCAGCCAGGCCCACAGCCAACCUUUUUCCCCUCCACAGCUGCCUGCACCACCCACCAAGGUGUGAUGGCUGAAGACCACAUCCCACCUGCUGCACCUGCACCCAACAGCCUACAGGGCACGUAAGGGCUGAGGCGAGGCCAUGCAGCGGGCUCCCCUGCCUUCCCCAGCCCUGGGGGUAGGGGGAGGAAGGCACCUGUGCUAGGUGUGGGCUGCUUGCUUUCCACAGCCUGCACACCACCUGCUGAACUGGCACCAUGCAGCAGGCUGGCCUCCCUCCGUCCUGUGCCCUCCCAGGGCCUGCCCACUCCUCCCCUUCUCUCCAGAAGGCCUUGAUUCUGCUUGCAGCCUUUCACAGCUGGACACACCCUUCAUCACAAGAAUCGCUGGCAGGCCCUUGGAAAGCAAAGCUUCACCCAAGAUGGUCGUGGCGGGCAGGUGGCCAUCCCUCUGCUGGACUUGGCAGGGCCUGGACUAAGCUGUGGUGUCCAGGGGGCUGUGUAGCUGACCGUGGGGCCCGUGGCUGUCACACGGCCCUGACUGCAGUCUCCUCUCAGCAGCUUUCUCCCUGAGUGGUGGAGCUCAGAGCUGCCAUGUCCCCAGGAUCACACCUACCCGCCCCACACCACCUUGUCUGCAGCAUCUUGGGUUCCCUGCGCUUCUGCUGCAACCUGCCAGCCCUGGCCAGGCCUUGCGUCCCACCUGCUCCGCCCAGCACUCUGCACAGCUUUCCUGCUGCUUUUCCUCGGUGUGCGCUGGCCGCAGUGUGCACUGUCCAGGGGCAAGGAGACACGGGUGACCACAUGGACAGCGACGGUGAACCUGACCCCAGACCCUUGGCUCCCAGCAUGUCAGUGUCUCCUCUGAGGAGGCCAGGGGGAAGCACUUCUAUACGCAAGAUGGUCAGAGCCACUGAUUUCCCGGGACCCUGGGUGAAAGGCGACUGCUACCCCCUGGCUCUUCCUUUUAUCUGCUGGGAACUCUCCACACAAAGGCAGGCUUCCUGGGCCCCACACUCUACUGGGAGCAC